Aspergillus wentii DTO 134E9 is the source of this 2681-nucleotide messenger RNA. RefSeq names its product BRCT domain protein. The transcript has 7 exons. Bases 43 to 2490 code for a protein of 815 amino acids. Gene Ontology annotation, biological process: DNA replication initiation; mitotic DNA replication checkpoint signaling; mitotic G2 DNA damage checkpoint signaling. NCBI's taxonomy places the organism in Eukaryota, Fungi, Ascomycota, Eurotiomycetes, Eurotiales, Aspergillaceae. The record is from RefSeq and is a predicted model, not a curated record.
ACUGCAUUGAUCUGUUGGAGUUAGCUCUGGCAACCAUGAAGCAUGGCAGAGAAGGGUACUUCGAACAAAGAGCUUCCACUUGCGGGGGUGGUCCUCUGCUUCACCUCUAUCCUGCCGGAACAACGAACUGAUUUGGCUACUGUGGCAAGUCAGAUGGGAGCAAUUCACAAAUUUGACCUUACCUCGGAUGUUACCCAUUUGAUCGUCGGCGAAAUAAAUACCCCAAAAUACAAGUUUGUGGCACGAGAACGCAGCGAUGUGACUGUCCUCAAGCCGGAAUGGAUUGAAGCUGUACGGCAGUCAUGGAUGCAGGGAGAGGAUACGGACAUUCGAGCACUCGAGGAGCAUCACCGAUUACCGACGUUUGCGGGACUAUCUAUUUGUAUAACGGGGUUUGAAGACAUGGCUUUUCGAAACUACGUUCAGAAUACAGCCGCUGCAAAUGGAGCCGAAUUCAAAAAGGAUCUUACAAAAGGUGUAACACAUCUUGUUGCACUGAACACAGAGGGCCAAAAAUACAAGUUCGCAACCCAGUGGAAUAUCAAGGUCGUUACGGUCAAGUGGUUCAGCGACAGCAUAGAGCGUGGGAUGGUCCUUGAGGAGACCCUUUAUCACCCCCUUCUCCCACAAGAAAAACAAGGUGCUGGAGCAUGGAAUCGAUCAUUACCAGCAGCAAAGGAAAAAGUACCCUUGAAUGACAGUUCGUCAAACCCGCGACCCAGGAAAUUACGCCGAAUCGCAAGCGCCAAGCUGGGUGAUCAGAACGAGGGGAUAUGGGGUGACAUUGUGGGCACCGGAUUCGAAAACACCGACCUGAAAGGAUCUAGAGACAGUCAGCCGAAAAGCAAUGGGCCUGUGCCUUCGCGGAGUGCAUCCGUAAUUCAGGAAGCCAAGUCGUUUGCUAGUGAGACGACUUUUCCAGAUGCCCAGGGAUCUCAUCAGCAGACUCCCGAAAUAGCAAGCAACCGUCAGGAUGGCUUCUUACAAGAUUGCUAUUUCUUCGUCUCUGGAUUCUCUUCAAGGCAGACAAGUGUAUUGCGCCAACAUCUCUCAUUCAAUGGGGCCCAGUUGGUUGAGUCUCUGAGCGAGUUUUCUCGCCCAGACAUCCCGAAAAGAGGCCAUAGUCUCUAUAUCAUCGUUUCUUACAAAACUCCCAAAUCCGAGAUUCCAUCCACCGAGGAUAUGGCAUUUGAAUGCGAAGUAGUGACAGAUAUGUGGCUCGAAAGGUGUCUGGAUGCAAAGACCCUGGUACCUCCGGAGGCCCAUGUUGCAUGUACACCGGUCCCUAAAUUCCCUAUGCCAGAAUUCCACGGAAUGAAAAUCUGCUCUACUGGAUUUUCCAGGAUCGAUCUUCUACAUCUAUCCAAGCUUGUUGGGUUGAUCGGUGCUUCAUAUAAUGAAUAUUUGACCCCAAGUGCAUCCGUCCUACUUUGCAAUGACCCACGUUCUGUGAAUCACGAUAAACUAAGGCAUACAUCCGAAUGGGGCAUCCCAGCAGUAUCUGCUGACUGGCUUUGGGUGUCGAUCCAAACCGGGGAGAAGAAAUCAUUUGAGCCAUAUAUCAUUCGAAAACAGCUGUCACAGAAAGACAAGGGCCUGGAGCUGCGAGCUGGCUCUCGCACCGAAAAGGAACGCAGGCCCGAUAACAGUGACAAGACCAAUAAAGACACGCAGCCUAAUACCAAUAAUGGCCCCGCGGAGAUGAAAGAGAAUAUACCAAACAUACAAAAGACCGGGCACGCUAAAAAGCUCUCUAAGCCUACUGAAAACGAUGAGCAAUUGAAGAAAAAGUCCGAGAUUCCACAAAAAAGACCGGCUUUAUAUCAAUCUGCAUCGCCAUCACCUUCCAAGGACCAAGAUCAGAAUACUGCAGGGUCCUCAAUAAAACGAUCAGAGUCAACCCACUCGACUUCUUCCGCUGCGCCGUCUGCCAUCGACCUUGCCGUAAGCGGCAUCCUAAAGAAUGCACGAACAGCCAACACACGACAAGGAAGUGAUCUGGGAGAAUUGAAUGAUGGCGUGCGAUCCAGGAAACGGAAACCGCUUCUUGGAAGAGCUCCGUCGCACCCGAAUGAGCACAUGGGAUUUUCCCGUGCCAGCUCCAUAGACACAUUGAACGAAGACGGAUGUGGCAGUGCCGUGGAAAGUGACACAGGGACGCGGUCCAACAGCAGAGGAGGGCCGAGUUUCACCUCCCUCAUAAACGGUGGAAGGGUCGAAUUUGAUGAAGAUGCUUCCCUUGGCCGUGUCGACGAAUACCCAGAUAGCCAGGAACCCGCUAUGACGCAACUGAACUAUGAGGAUCCAGACGCUGUUGCAAUGAGAGAAGAGUUCUUGAGUCACGCUGGCAAGCUCGUCAACAAGAAGCCAUCUGCCGAUCAAAAGUUGGUUGUUGGCGAAGUCAAGGAGCUGGAAGACGUAGGCUGGGGAACUGGUCGCAGGACCAGGAAGGCAGCCAAACCUGCCGAAGAUCUUGAAUCGCAAUUUUAAUGUCUAUUUUGUUUUCUGUCUCUUUCGUCCAAUGCAUGGCAUGGAGGAUGGCGUCAUUGACUUUUAGCAUGGUAUACUACUUGCCAGGAGUUAUGGUUCUGUGGCCUGUCUUUUAUUUUUUUUCGGGAAAGCAAUUGAAUAUAGAUCGAUAGAUCAGUACGAUUUGGAAAUGUAUGCUUUUGUAUGCCCCG